Bufo bufo (common toad) is the source of this 1750-nucleotide messenger RNA. RefSeq lists its product as uncharacterized. The transcript has 5 exons. Lineage: Eukaryota; Metazoa; Chordata; Amphibia; Anura; Bufonidae. The record is from RefSeq and is a predicted model, not a curated record. The coding region runs from base 140 to 1708 and encodes 522 amino acids.
CUCUGCUAGAAGACCAGCUAGCCGGCAAUCCAUGCUGUGCUCUUCAGGACCAGGCUGCUCUCUUGCUGUUCUCCAGUACAUGGCCGAGGAGAUCUAAUUAAUCCCAGGUGACUUCCAUCCAGGUGUGAGCUGCUUCACUAUGAGGGCACAGCCUCCUCAUACCCGCUCCGACCGGGCAUGGGUCAGCAGAUGGCUGGAGGUGACCACAGCAAGUCUGAAGGAGCUCCAUCUAAUGAGGCAAGAGGCAGAGGAGAAGGUCAGAGGAGUCCUGGAAGAGAAAGAAAGGUCCGAGAAGAGGGAUCGGGACGGAUGGCAAGGGAUGGGUGCAGAGGAAAGUAUGGCUUAUGCUAGAUGGAAGAAUUUGGAGAUGGAUCAAACAAAACCUAGGAGUUUGGAGUUGGCCCACAUCCAGGAGGAGGCUCUUGUCAGACUGAGAAAAUGUAAACUCGAGAACUUUCAAGAGAUGACUCCACCACAGGACAUAGAACUGGACUACAGCUCAGAAUCAAGUUGCUUCAAACAAGCAAUCAUGGCUGACCUGGUAGAAGGGCUGCAGGCCAAAGUUCAUACAAGAAAGUGGAGUGUGGAGUCACCUAGACCUGCUAAGACCAUACUAGAACAGCCACAGGAAAACUCCAUCCACCUUCCACAAAGUCUUGGGAGACAGAACCAAGCACCAGCUGACACCAGCAACCAACGCUGGCUCUCCCAGUCAUCUAUAUGGACCAGAACAGAUGGCCAAGAACUAGAUAAGACUGGGCACAAUGUGGACAAGACUGUGGAGCAAAGCGAAGAGCGAGAGCCUCUGUUUUCAGUAUUUGCCACUGAACCUGCAUCACUGCGCAGAAUUGGAUCUGGAUCUUUGGCACCUCGACUAAGAUUGGGAAGUUCUGGAGUUACGAGCGAUCUCCUGUUUACAAGACGGAUGUCUGCCCAUAGCUCAGGUACGUGUACAAGUGGCUUUUAUGAGACAAGUGACCUGGACUCCACGUCGUCAUCCUGUUCUUCCCUCUGUAGUGACAUCUCAUGUCACACUUCUGUCUCCUUGAUGUCACCACAUCGAAGCUCUGGGAUGAGGCCAAGGUCUAUAGAUUGUAGCCUGGAAAGGAGAAAGGAGCUCCAAAGUGGAAUGUCACAAACAAAGCGCCCAAUGUCUGCAGGGGCUCUGGAUGGAUACUCUUUACGAUCUUCUAAUUCUCAAUUUGAUCUCGUGCAAACUUAUGAUGUGCCUCCUUGUGACUACCCAUACUCUGGCACUCCUCCACUCUGUGCAAUCCAGCAGCGUCAAAAAGCUGAACGAUAUAUUUGCAAGUUGGCCCUUAAAUACCGCUGCAAGCCAGGAACGUUCACCGUGCGCCCAGACUUUGGUCCACAAACUCCCAGACGUCCAGCUCAGGUCUUUCUUCCUUCAAGUAGCCAUGUCUGCCUUCCUUCACCUCAAAUCUCGUCAUUAUCUUCUAGCUUGGUGGAUGUCCGCAAACACUCCACUGGUUCUUGGGGACGAUUUCUUAGCCGUGUCAUGCUUAAGAAGGAAUCUAGGAUUGCAGCCUCGGAGAUGAACCUUGAACAGUGUGGGAAAAGCUCACGAGACACCCUGCGUAGUCCAUCAUUGGCAGAAGGCCAGUUUACACGUGCAAAGUCAUUCCGUGAUUUGCUGUCUGUCAAGCCGUUCAAGAGAAGCCAGAGAGGGCUGAACAAAGCAUGGUAGGAUCAUCUCCAGCAGGGAUCAGCAGCCUUCGGCACUCCAGCU